This is a messenger RNA of Linum trigynum, 480 nucleotides long. NCBI's taxonomy places the organism in Eukaryota, Viridiplantae, Streptophyta, Magnoliopsida, Malpighiales, Linaceae. The record is from the annotation of a GenBank genome assembly.
AUGGAAAUCGGCCCAAAGAAAGAAUGGGGAGGAAAGAAAGUGAAACCCAACAGAUAUAUGGCGUAUUCUAGGAGUGAUGCCAUGGAUGCAAGCCCAGAUGAUAAGAAGGGAAGGCUGGCCGAGGUCCAAAUGAACCCUGAUGAGCCGAGACAAGUCCUAGUGAUUCGGCGAAAGCUAAUCCUGGACGAUUCUGAGGAUGAAAUGCACCCUCUGCUGGCGAAGGAGAGGUUAGAUCACCGGAAUAAAUCUGCGGCUAAGAGCAACAGGCGGCGCCUUGUGAAAAUGGCACAAAAAGACGGGGUUGCUGGAAAAGACGGCAACUCCAAUAUGGGGAUGAAGGCCCGGUCUUCUUCGGCUUCUAUUUCUCACCAUGAACAUAACAUGUUGACUGCUGUCGGGAGUAGGGGAGGUUCGGGGAGAAGGAAACCGACCUCACCUGCGGGACCCAGUUCACGUGAAGGACGGGCAGGGUCUAGAUGA